UUUUGCACUGUGCUUUUCAUAAUAGCAGAAAGGGCCAAUUUUGUGUAACCGUUACCUCCCACGCGUCCAACCCUCUUCUUUAAAUCUGCUUUUGGCUCUUCUUCAAUCUUCCCAUCUAGAUUUUCCGGCGACCGUGAGAAAAAUGUCUCCGUUUGGGAGCAACAAGAGCUUGAAUGGGGAGGAGGGUAAGCAAUAUCCUUCCCCACUUGCCUCCCAUCAGGAUGCUAUCAGGGACCCUAUAGUCUUCUGGGACACUCUCAGGCGCUUCCAUUUUAUGAUGAACACCAAGUUUAUGAUUCCUGUGAUUGGGGGGAAGGAGCUAGAUUUGCAUGUUCUUUAUGUAGAGGUUACAAAAAGAGGUGGUUAUGAGAAGGUUGUUGCAGAGAAGAAAUGGAGGGAAGUGGGAAAUAUUUUCAGGUUCUCUCCAACCACAACAAGUGCUUCCUUUGUAUUGAGGAAACACUACUUCAGUCUCCUUUACCAUUAUGAACAGGUCUACUUCUUUAAGCUGCAGGGUCCUGUUUUCACUCCAACAGUUUCAUUUCCUGCUAGCAAUCCUUCGUGGAGACCUGAAUUGGCUAUUGUGGAAUAUUCCCCCAAAACGACUACAGAUUAUCCGGAACCGCUUGUUGAAGGCCCUUCAUGCGUCUCAGCUAUUGGAACAAUUGAAGGGAAAUUCGAUUGUGGUUAUUUGGUGUCUGUGAAAUUAGGUUCUGAGGUUCUUAGAGGAGUACUUUACCAUCCGGAGCAGCCAGAUUCUUCUACCUCAGUUCCCGAAUCCAACAGUGCCAUUAUACCAUACACCCACAAACCACCUCACCAUUCCAGCCGUCGUCGACGGAGAAGAAAAAGUAAAAGAAGGGGAGACCCCAACUAUCCAAAGCCCAAUCGGAGUGGCUAUAACUUCUUCUUUGCCGAGAAGCAUUACAAGCUCAAAUCUUUGUACCCAAACAGAGAAAGGGAGUUCACAAAGAUGAUUGGCGAGUCAUGGAGCAACCUCAGCCCUGAAGAAAGGAUGGUUUACCAGAACAUUGGAUUGAAAGACAAGGAACGAUACAAGAGAGAAUUGAAAGAGUACAAAGAGAAACUGAAGCUCAGCCAGGCAAUUAACUAUUAGGGAUCGAGAACAGAGGAAAGCCAGCAAAACCAAAAGAAACUUAAGGCGACUUUUUGGGUUGUAGUUGUACUGUCUAUAUACAGAUGUGGUUGACUAUUAGGAAACUGCAAUUCUUGCUUGCAUGGUGAUAUACUACACAUUACUGAUGUUGCCGGUGGCUAUUUUGCAUGGACAGGAAGUGGUUUUCCUACAGCAAAGUGAAUGCAUUGAGCAUAUUCCUUGUGCAAA
Messenger RNA from Corylus avellana, 1345 nucleotides. Its product is annotated as HMG (high mobility group) box protein with ARID/BRIGHT DNA-binding domain-containing protein. Lineage: Eukaryota; Viridiplantae; Streptophyta; Magnoliopsida; Fagales; Betulaceae. The record is from RefSeq and is a predicted model, not a curated record. Gene Ontology annotation, molecular function: DNA binding.